Molecule: messenger RNA, 872 nt
Organism: Lactuca sativa (garden lettuce)
Lineage: Eukaryota; Viridiplantae; Streptophyta; Magnoliopsida; Asterales; Asteraceae
Gene: NUDX25
Product: nudix hydrolase homolog 25
Biological process (GO): ribose phosphate metabolic process; nucleoside phosphate metabolic process
Cellular component (GO): chloroplast
Molecular function (GO): guanosine-3',5'-bis(diphosphate) 3'-diphosphatase activity; bis(5'-adenosyl)-pentaphosphatase activity
Source: RefSeq, a predicted model, not a curated record
AGGGUGCGCACGAUAAUCUCACUCGCGUCCUCCGUCAUCUUCACCGUCAUACAGACUCUUCCCCUGCAUCUAUUUUCGGAGUAUAUAUAUACACACCCACACGCUCUUCUACUGACAUUUCAUUGACUUUCUUCACAAUCUCUCUCUCUCUCUCAACUUUCUCUCUCUCUAAAAACAUCAACUCUAUGGACGAUCUGCCCGCCGGUUACCGGCCGAACGUCGGCGUUUGUCUCAUCAAUUCCGAUAAUCUGGUGUUCGUGGCUUCAAGGUUAAAUGUACCCGGAGCAUGGCAAAUGCCUCAGGGGGGGAUUGAAGAGGGAGAAGAGCCUACUUCUGCAGCAGUGAGGGAGCUUCGAGAAGAAACUGGAGUGGUUUCUGCUGAAAUAAUCGCAGAGGUUCCAAAAUGGCUGACUUAUGAUUUCCCUCCUGCUGUUAAAGCUAAAGUGAAUCGUUUAUGGGGAGGAGGUGAAUGGCAUGGACAAGCACAAAAAUGGUUCCUGAUGAGACUAACAAAAGAUGAAAGUGAAAUCAAUUUGUCAAGUGGUGAAGUUGAUCCAGAAUUUUCAGAGUGGAAAUGGACAACUCCUGAAGAAGUCAUUGAACAGGCUGUGGACUAUAAAAGGCCAACAUAUGAGGAGGUUAUAAGAACAUUCAAACCUCACUUACAUGAAGGUGGAAAAGGUGCAGCCAAAUGCUUAUCGACCAAAUGGUGAACAAAAAUGUGAAAUGAGGUUGGUGUUUAUUUAUUUAUAUUUUAUAGUAAUUGUUGCAAUUUAGCUCUACUUGCUCUCCUUGUACAUGAAUGUGAUAAGAUUAAAACUUUCUCAGAUUAGGUGUCCGUUUAUUCGUAAUGAAAUGUUGCUUAAAUUCAA